UGUUGGCAAUUUAAAUAACAGCUCUUGUAUUUUCUGUGUGCUUUUUUAUUGUGAUUAAUUUAAAAUUCAGCACGCUCCCAUAAACCUGCAUGAUAAAAUGCCCACAGGCUCUGAACGUGGUGCAUUAGCUAAGCGCUUACAGAAAAAUAGAAAUCGGAAACCUAAAUCACCUUUGAAGCUUGAAACUCUAAAAUCCUCAGAGCCAAAAAAUGGCGAUUCUGAUCCGGUCAUAACAGAUUUCAAAUACAGCUCAAAUUGCCUGCUCCAAAUAUUGGAUUAUGAUGGCAUGGCAUAUACCUUUAUAACGCCCAAUUCCACCGCUGACGCCUUAAACUUUCUGGCCUUGAGCAUUAAGACCAAAGAUCUGAUCAGCGUCCGUAUUGUGAUAGUGUGCGUGGAGGCUUCCGAAGCCAAAGAUGUCCACCAGGAAAUGGCCAAGCGAGGUGUAUCAGCAAUACUCUAUACAGAUACUGAAAGCAAAAUGUGGACCAGUGUGUGGCAGAUGUGGAUGCAGGGACACCUAAAUUCGGUUUUAAUUGUUUGCGAUGAUUUAAUUCUUAAAUUGGGAAGUCAAAAAGCAAACUACAUAAUUCACUUUACGCUGCCAGCGUUUUCGCAUGUCUUCUUUCAGCGUUUCGCUUUAACCAAAGAAUCCAGCAGUAAAAUAGAAACGUUUGUCAUCAGAGCAGAAAACGAUACUCAUAUUUUUCCUUUCCUUAAGCCGACUUGCAGGCAAAAUGCUGCUGCGCUGGAAAAUUUCUCUACAAUGCAGAUCAACGAAAAUGACGCUAUAGAGGAACAUUGCAAUACGAUCUCCCCCGUUGAAAAAGAGCCUCUAGCCACUUAUGUUAAUGAUUUCCAAACAAUGGCGGAUAGCAGUACAUCAAGCAUCCCAUCAAUGGUUGCCGCAGGGGUGGAACCAAUGGAGAAUGUUCCUCUCUUUGGAAAUGAGAAAGAGGCUGCGCUAUACGAGAAAUCCUCAACCGAGCAAGGCCUGUCGAAGUACGUACAUGUUGGAAUAGUCGCGCACAGUCGACUGCCAAUCCCAGUCUGCUAUCAGAGUGCGGAUUUGCUGGUGCAGCCACAGAUAAAGGCUGCCAUGCAGCGGGAGGGCAUUUGUCGCUCCUAUAGGAAUCAACGGGUUGCCUGGCUCCAUGCUAUCAAAGGACACGCCCUCACUGUCGUGGGACCCAAAAGGACUGGCAAGACUUGGUGCUAUUUGCCGGCUUUGUGCGAACGCGCCUAUCAGCAAAUGCUCCAACGGCAGCCGAUGAAUGAUGGUGUAGAUUGCGAUGUCAACGACUGCGGACCGAGCGCCAUCAUUGUGGUCGCUAGUGAGGAACAGGGCCUGCAGCUGGCUGAGUGGUGUCGCAAACUGCUCGACUUUUCUCAGCUGGAUGUGGAGAUCUUGGUGUGGUUGUUUCAUCGCAGCAAUGCGUUGGAGGUGUGCUCCCGCUUGGUAGAACCUUGCGGCAUUUUUCUGACCACUGCUGAUCUCUUCCUGUACGUCCUGCAGCAGAGUAAGGAGCCGAACCCGAUUUUCAAUCCGGCAGCCAUUUGUUGUGUGGCUCUCGAUGGCUUCGACGAUAUGUGUGCCCAGUGGCGUAAAUGCUGCACGCAAUUGUUACACCUAUUGCCGACGCUGCUAAAGUUUGGACCGAAUCAAACGCAGCUCAUGGUAACGAUGCGCUUUUGGUUGCCUCAAAUGCUGAAUGACUUGCUGCCCUCGUCACCCGAUGUGCAGCUUGUCUUUGAGGAUGCAUUGGAGGCGGCAAUCUACGGUGGUGUUAACUUCGAAUUUAAAGUGGCCAAGGAGCCAGAGUUGGAGCACAAUCGGGAUAUACUAGAAUUUAUUCAAGGGCUGCAGCAGAAUCCGGAAAGCAAGAAUCUUAAGACACAGGGUUUGGUCAUCGCUUGUACCAAUCUGGAGCAGGCCCUACAGUUGAGCGGUUUUCUCAGCGAGCACAACCUCGAGACCUCCAUUUAUAGCGCACACAACAAUGCCUCAAAUCUGUCGCUCGCGCAAUGGCGUCUACAGACUACACCCACAAUUCUUAUUACCAUUGACGAGGUGCUACCAAAUUUACGCCACGAUCACAUAAGCUAUCUGAUAAACUUUCAAAUGCCCAGCUCGUGGACAACAUUUAAAGAUAGAUUCGCUUUGCUCUAUGGAAGCUAUAAGGCGAAUGCCUCAACCUUGAUUGUGGCAAGAAAACAGAACGAAUUUCUGUUGUGGCACCUCUGCACUUUCAUUGUGAAGCACGAACUUAAAAUGCCCUACGAGUUCAUAGAUAUAUUCUUCCAGAUGCGAGUCGAACGUGAGUGCUUAGCGCCACGUAACGACUCGUCGCUUUGCAGUCAAUUCAUCGCCUACGGGAACUGCUCUCGACGCGACUGUCGCCAUCGCCACAUCAUCUGGAAAUCUGAAUGUAAGCCACCUAAGCAUUAUCCCAUCGAGGGCGUAAUUGAAUUUCAAAUAAUUCAAGUGAGUACCUAUUUAUAAACAUACCGAUAUCGUAAAUGAACCUUGUGGAUGCGUACUUUCUUAC
Molecule: messenger RNA, 2549 nt
Organism: Scaptodrosophila lebanonensis
Lineage: Eukaryota; Metazoa; Arthropoda; Insecta; Diptera; Drosophilidae
Gene: fs(1)Yb
Product: putative ATP-dependent RNA helicase SoYb
Exons: 5
Coding region: 98-2503 (801 amino acids)
Biological process (GO): germ-line stem cell division; transposable element silencing
Molecular function (GO): ATP binding; nucleic acid binding; metal ion binding
Source: RefSeq, a predicted model, not a curated record